AUGUUCAUCGCUCAUGUGCAGGAAAUUGUUGAAUUAAUAUUUUCAUUCUUAGAGGAGUCAGAUCGGAAGAGAUCUGAACAAGUCUCUCUCACUUUCCAUGAAGCCUGUAAUGCUGUAGAAGAACGAGAAAUGGUUUGGAGAUUACAAUUUGAAGAGAAGGCUCUCCAUAACAGUAUUCAUAAAGGACUUUGUCAUGAUGAUUCCAAACACAGUUAUGCUCAUCAUGUGGAAUUAAUUAUGAAACAACUGGAUGAUUUCGAGAAAAAACAAUUGAAUUUUAAAAUUCCGUUUCAUGUUCGGAUGUAUAUGAAACAUUCCAAGAUUUACCCAAGCAAUGAUGCAAUCCCGUAUAUUCCCAAGCUCAACAAUGCAAUCUUGCAUCCAUUCAUGUGCAUUUUCAAAAUAUCUCAAUGGCAAGUCAGAGAUCGCGAUUGUGUUGUGAUUGGUGAAUAUCAAACUAGGAAAAUUGACAAGUACUUGGUACUUCUGAAAAACAGCGGCGGAAAGGGAGUGUUAGAAGUUGAACGACAUUUCGAACUGGAAUAUCAUCAUCUUGAUUCUGAAAAUUUUGUUUCCCAGCUGAUCUUGCAGGUCAGUCGUAUGGAGACAUUUGUAGUGGGCAGUCUUACACGAUGGCUCUCCAAUUUUGGUUACCUAAAAGACCAGAACAAGUGUUCUGUUGUCACACAGCUCAAGACUAGUUAUCCCAAUGCUCUUAUUUACGAUGAGGACAUUCUAUCUGACAAUCCUAAAUUUUGUUUGGAAUAUUUUGUUGCAAAUUUCAAGCAAGGAUAUGUUUAUAUGUAUUUUUACAAUCUUUUGAAAGAACGUCAAUAUAGAGCAUUGCUGAAACACAAGAUAAUCACGCUUGAAGAUUUGCCAGCUCAUAUUAGAAAUGAUGAAAAAGUGAUUAGUUUUUCUGUUGCAACAAAUGGUAUCAAUUUAAAGCAUUUAACACGAGCACAUCACAACGACCGAGAUUUAGUCCUGGAAGCAGUUAAAGAGAAUGGCUUGGCUCUUGCUUUCGCUUCUAAAACACUGAAAAAUUUAGACCCUUUUAUUUUUUCACAAGCCAAUCAAAAUAAUCAACUGGUACAAUACUUUUCCGAUCGAGUUGGUGAAGAAACGAAGCUUGGCGUGAAACCAACAACACUUGGAAUAGCUGAGAAUGAUGAUUUUAUUGAUCAAUUUAAGGAAAAUCUACAACGUGGUAUUUACGGAUGGGGUAUUGAACAUUUAACACAAUUCCAAAGGGAUAUUAUUCAAUCCAUUUGUGAUCAAAAAAACCGUAAUAUACUCAUUGAAGGCCCAUGUGCCUCAGGUAAAACCAUUGCCUCCAUUAUUGGAGUGUUGAACAAGGGCUUGGAUGAUUCCUCAACUGCGCCACCUGACCAAGUACAGUGCUUGAUAAUUUGCCCCACAAAAGAAAUGGUUUAUCAAAUUCAACUAUUUUUUACAUCUCUCUGUGAAUACAUGAGUGACAUAUCCAUUGGUAAUAGUACAUGUGGAUGGACCACAUUCUAUUCAGCAGAAUUUGCCAAGUCAUAUCGAGUGCUAAUUGGUACUCCAGGACGAAUAGCUCACAAAUCAAAAUAUUAUUUAGAAUUGUCUCAUGUAAAGACAGUUAUAUUUGAAGGAUCAGAUCAGUUAUUAGCAGGAGAAUUCGGCAAUGAGCUCAAUCUGAUCUUUAAGAAAUUAUCCAACAAUUGCCAAAGUAUUCUUAUUUCUUCGUUAUUUUCGCCAAAACUUAUUAUGAGAAUAGCGAAAAUAUUUACGAAUGAAAAUUUCAAGGUUUUGAGAGUACCAUUGUUGCCUUCCAAUCAACCACACAAGUAUCAAUUUCUCGAAUUGACGAAUGAAGAAGAAAAAUGGACACUUAUUAAGGAAAUUAUUCAAGACCACUCCAAUAUGUUGACCAUGGUUUUUUGCAAUUCGAGAAGAAAAGCAGAGAUGCUUUGUGAAGAAUUGAAUAAUGUUGGAUUUUGUUGCAAUGUCCUCCAUGGUGAUAUUGAUUGUCAACAAAGGGAGCUUAUUUUGAACGACUUUAGAAAAGGAGCAUUUAGACCAGUGUUUGAUGUCCCACCCAAUAUUCAUCACUCUAUAACAGAGAAUGUGGCUUUUGAUAACUCUAAAAAGCCACCUCAGCUCAAGAAGGCAAAGAAGAAUCAAAAGACGCCCCAAAAAUUACAAGCGGACAAAUCAAUGAAAAUUCAUCUCUACCCCAAUGAACAAGAAAGGACAACAUUGAAUCAGUGGAUGGGAACUGCUCGUUGGAUCUACAACAAGCGUUUAGAAUUUACACACAACUUCAAAGAUGUCAAGAAAAACAAGAAGAAUUUCAGAACGUUUGUGGUGAACAACGAUAAUUAUCAGACAGAAAAUCAGGGUGAGAACCAAGCCCCUCAACAUUCAGGACAAGUUGUAGCAUUGGAUCCAGGAGUAAGAACAUUUCAGACCACCUUUGAUUUGAAUGGUUAUUCAACCAAAUGGGGCUCAGGAGGUGCCGAAAGAAUUGGUAGAUUGUGUUGCGCGUAUGACAAGUUACAAUCGAAGUGGUCUCAACCAGAAGUCAGACAUUGCAAAAGAUACAAGUACAAGAGAGCAGGAAGAAGAAUUCAACAAAAGAUUAGAAAUAUUGUGGAUGAUCUACACAAGAAACUGUGUUUGUGGCUGUGUCGAAACUACCAAGUGAUCUUACUUCCUUCGUUUGAGACUCAGAAAAUGGUAAAGAAACUCCAUAGGAGAAUUAAUAGCAAGACAGCAAGAAAAAUGUUGACUUGGUCACAUUAUAGAUUCAAGCAAAGAUUGCUUCACAAAGCUAGAGAGUAUCCGUGGACACACAUUUAUAUUGUCAACGAAGCGUAUACAUCCAAAACUUGCUCAUGUUGUGGACAUAUUCAUACGGUUGGAUCAUCUGAAGUGUUUCGUUGUCCAUCAUGUGGCUCAAUUUUUGACAGAGAUAUCAAUGCAGCAAGAAAUAUUCUUCUUCGAUUCCUUACUACUCAUAGAAUUAGUUUUUGA
This is a messenger RNA of Naegleria lovaniensis, 3021 nucleotides long. RefSeq lists its product as uncharacterized. Gene Ontology annotation, molecular function: ATP binding; nucleic acid binding. NCBI's taxonomy places the organism in Eukaryota, Heterolobosea, Eutetramitea, Acrasida, Naegleriidae. The transcript is spliced from 3 exons. The record is from RefSeq and is a predicted model, not a curated record. Bases 1 to 3021 code for a protein of 1006 amino acids.